AUGAGCCUCGCAUCCCGCAUCGACCGCAACCCUCUGGAGACAUGUGCCAUCAACAACAGAGCUUCUGCAGCAUACCAGGACUUAUCAACUAUUAUUCUGCCAACUUACACAUUGACCGAGCAUCGCCGACCGAAUCCAUUGCCACCCUUACACCGCAGUAGGCGCCAUUGUCGAUAA
Messenger RNA from Fusarium proliferatum ET1, 177 nucleotides. RefSeq lists its product as uncharacterized. The record is from RefSeq and is a predicted model, not a curated record. Bases 1 to 177 code for a protein of 58 amino acids. The transcript has a single exon. Lineage: Eukaryota; Fungi; Ascomycota; Sordariomycetes; Hypocreales; Nectriaceae.